Molecule: messenger RNA, 465 nt
Organism: Durusdinium trenchii
Lineage: Eukaryota; Dinophyceae; Suessiales; Symbiodiniaceae
Source: the annotation of a GenBank genome assembly
AUGCCCGAAAAAGGCAGAAUGUCGUGGGAGCGGAAGAUGAACCGCUUGGAGGAGGAUGUGUCAAUGAUUCAAAGCGCUGUAGACAAGCAGCUUGGGACUUUCUACCGGGUGAAGAAGGAGGAAGAGAAUCGAAAGAAGCUCUUGGGAGAUCGAAAGAAGAGAGAUGGGCCAGAUGACCAGAUGCAGGGCUUGGCAAAGGAGAACAAGUCUUUGCGAGACUCGGCUUCUGCCCUGGACGAAGUCUUGGACCAAGCGGGCUCAAUUCUGGGCAAUUUGGUCAACCAGAACAAGGUCCUGAAGAAUGCCCGCCGCAAGCUGCUGGAUGCAGCGAACAGCAUAGGUGUCUCUCAGAGCCUCGUGAAUGUCAUUGACCGGAGACAGACAGGUGACAAAUGGCUCGUUUAUGGAGGGAUGGCCCUGACGUUGUUUAUCCUCUUCUCCCUGUGGUAUUUGCUUCGUAUGUGA